AUGAGCAGUAGACACACUGGCAUGGAUCAACAAGCUUUCUGGAAACAUGCAGUCAAGGCCAUGGUGACUGCCUCAGAUGAUACUGAUUCUGACCUUGUGAAAAUGCUCCCUUUGCAGGCUGUACCUUCCACAUUAUUAUCAUCACCAUCAUGUGCCUUGAUACCACUAUCCAACUCAGAAUCAUUCCCACCCUCCCUGGCGAAACAGCCACCCACUAUAUCCAUUGCCAUUCUUCCCAAGCCAGUGCUUGUUGCACACAAAAAGGCCAACCCUGUCCCCAGGCCUAAACCUGUUCCAAAGGCCAAACCAGUACCCAAGACAUGGUCCAACACUUGCAGUUCUGCACAUCUCUCUGCUGGUGCUAUCCAGGUUGAAGAACCCAUGAACAAGGCGGGUGAUACUGCUAUUGUGGAUGUGAAUGCUCCCACACCUCCAAAGAAAAAGCCCAUGCCCUGUCAUAGUAAAAAGGCUGCCUAG
Molecule: messenger RNA, 477 nt
Organism: Suillus subaureus
Lineage: Eukaryota; Fungi; Basidiomycota; Agaricomycetes; Boletales; Suillaceae
Exons: 3
Coding region: 1-477 (158 amino acids)
Source: RefSeq, a predicted model, not a curated record